AUGACCGAAUCCGUGAGUAACGAGAACGUGAAGAGGAUUUUGGCUCUUUUGCGAUCAGGUGAUGAAAAAAUCAACCUGUCAGGAUACCGCAAUGUGAUCCUAGUUAUCGGUAAUACAGGCUCAGGUAAAUCCACACUGACACAUUUCUUGGCCGGAAACAACGACGAACUCGUUUCGAGCGAAGUAGGCGAGAAUUCCGGUGAGUUUAUAAUUUCCGAUAAUAAUAACAAGAUCAGCGUGAACUCGACAGUGAUUUCCAAAACAACGUUUCCCGAAACGGUCGUCGACGCUGAAACAAAACUAGUUUUUAUCGAUUGCCCCGGAUUUAACGAUAGUCGCAGCGAAGCUUACGAUAUCGCAGCAGCGUAUUUUAUCAAAAAAGUACUAGAAAACGUAAAAAAUGUGAAAAUCGUGUUGACCGUGAGUUACCCUUCGCUUAGAAAAGGCGUCAAUCGGAUUGAUUUUCUCCAGUUGCUAGAACACGUGGGCAUUUUGAUUAAAAAUAUCGAAAAAUACGUCGACGGAGUUGCCCUCAUCGCGACCAAAGUUGAUAAUACGUUCACUUUGCGAAACGGAGCCGCUUCCAUGGUACCGGACUCGUCGAUUAUACAGAAUAUCGGUCAAUUUUUACUCGAAGUUCGCGAAUCCACCAAAACAAUGAAGAAUCUCGAUAAGGUUUACACUUCGGAGUUCAAACGAGCUGAAAACGAGGUGUUUUUCGAAAGCAGUCGCAAGCUGUUGGAUACAUUGGUGCAGAAAAAUGGCACCGAGUAUACCAGAUUGGGUAUUUUUCGCCGUCCCGACGGUCCUGGCCGUAUUUCCGAGUCUAAAUUACUCCAACAUGGUAAAAAAGUGCUCAAAAAGAUGAUCAAAAAUAACACGAAGUACGUUCCGGUUGAUAUGAGCGAUAUAGGCUACGCUGUUUCGGAUAAAUCGAAAAAUAUCAUUAGAGAUUUAGUGGAGGAAAUCGACAAGAAUAUUAUCGCAGAUGUGGCUCAAGUGAACGACGUUUUAAUCAAUCAUUUGAAAGAAUUAGAGGUGAAAUUAGCCCAAGACGAUAUGUAUUCGUUGAGGGAUCACUUCAAAGCCACUUCGAAAGCUUUGGCUCAAAUAUCCUCGAUCAGAGAGUCAGCCAAAGCGGACGAGUUUGUGUCUCUGAUGCAAGCUAACCUUUCAGAAUCCUGUAGACGAGCUUCAGAGGCAUCGCUGAACGAUGUUAAAAAUUUAAAUAAAUUUUUAAACUUUCUUCAAGAAGUCAGCGACAAGCAGUUCGAGUCUUCGGCUUGGAAAUGGGUCAAAGAACUCGAGCCAGCCAUCAACUACGUGGAAAACUCGCUCAAAUGGUACGAUUUUCUGGCUGCUUUGCAUAAACGUUUAUCUGAAUACGAUAUUCAGAAAGAUACCAAACGCUUUCAUGUCCCGAAAUUCGAAUCCGGAUCCGGUCUGCUCGGAAGCUACGUCGAUUUCACCAAUUUCUUCAACGAAAUCGGUUCUGCUGAAUUCCUCAAGGUGGUGAACCUCAAAGAUCUGCAAAAGGUCAACAUCGACCAGACCAAAAUUCGAUAUUUUAAUCAAGUAAUCGAGUCUACCUUGCACGAUUCUGCCAUUUACUUCGGGGAUGAUGAUACAAUAUUCCAAGCUAUAGGCGAAUAUAUCAAAUUGAGCGAUGUGGUCACCCAUGAGGACUACAUUCGGACCAGAUCUGCCCAAAUAUUGGCCAAACAUACGGUUUUCAUCGAUACAGAUCUAGCUAAAGAUAUCGAUAUCUCGAUCAUUGCCCCUAACUGGGAUAUCAUCGGAUCGAGAACUAUUAAUCUAGAUGGGGCUUCCGGUGGUCAUCACUAUAUUCUCGAAGCUGCAGAUGGUGAUGUAGAUGAUCCUAAUGGACAAGACGGGUUACCUGGUAAACCUGGCAAAUCCGCUGGUCAUUUCUUCGGCUUGGGAGUUCAAUUCAAAGGCGCUGAGAACUUGACGAUCUCGGCUACCGGUGGUUCUGGCGGUUUUGGCCAACAUGGAGGAGAUGGAGCUGCCGGAAUCGAUGGUAAAUCACACGAGAUCCGUAAUCAUCAAUAUUUUAUUCGUUGCGAUCGCGACGAGGAGUGUUCGACUGAAAUAGAUUACGUCAAGUCGGGCUUAUUCAACUUGAAUGUCAGAGGGCAAGUAUCGUAUACGAAAUAUGGCGAUGCUGGUGGCCGAGGAGGAAACGCUGGUCGUGGUGGAGCUCCUGGUAUCGGUGGUAAUCCCGGCACCAUCACUUUGCUCGGUUUAGGUCACACGAAACCGCCAGUUUCUCAUAGAGUAGGCAAAGGACAAGAUGGCGGAUUCGGUUUACAUGGCGAUUGCGGUUUGGGAGGUCAAGGAGGACGUCAUCAGAAAGCCUGGUAUCAUUUUGGAACGUGGAAAGAUACCGAGAACUGGGUCGAUCGGUUUACUGGACGGGCACAAGAUGGCGAAAUGGGUACCUGCCUGCAUUAUUCGUCGAUGUAUAAUGCGAAUUCUAAAAAUCGAAAGGAACCUGAUGUCAAGAAAUUCCUGUAUCCGCCAUCUUUCGUGCUCGGUGAUUUCAGGAAUGUAUUGAUUGGUAAUUUGAAUAACAGCGUGAAGAAACACCAUUCUCUGGAAUUCUACAAGACCCUCCAGAGAAAAGAAAUCAUCCAGUAUGAUAACGCCGAGCUGAUUUUCAAAGAGUUACAAUCCCUCGAAAAGCAUUCCAGUCAGAUCGCCCCUGAAAUCAACCAGUUUCUUUAUACGUUGCUGAUGGAGAGAAUUCGUGAAAGCGCCAAGACCUCUGACAACAAUAAACGACUCGUUGAUUUCUUAUCUUCGGCUGUAACGAGUAAACUAAUCAGACUGCAGAAUAAAUCGGAAUCUCGUCUGAUUAACAAUACUAAAACGUAUUUCGAUUUAUUGAAAACUGCUGACGUGGCCAAAAUCCACACUUUCUUCCUCGGCAGAACCUACGAAGAAAUCGAAUCCACCAAAACCUUCCUCAAAGUGAUCCGAGACCAUGUAUUUGAUACGAUUGCAAAGACUACUGGUGAAAUUGUCAAGUUAUCUCAGCAAGAUACCGACAACGAGUUGAGUAACCAACUUCUGAAAUUGAAACUGUUUUUCAACCUGAGAACCGUCGAAGAAUUCCUCAUGUUUGCUACGUCUUUGGCCGAAGCUGAUGUGAGCUUAGUCAGCAAUUUGAACCUCAUCUCUGGCUCAUCAUCACCCUUGACAGAGAUUUCUAUGGCUCCAGUGGAUGGUAGUAAAAUCUCAGCUUUACUUUAUAUCAUCGAGAAACCAAUCAAAUCGCAAAUAGAAGCUGUUCGAAGCUCCGUUUCCAAAGAACGAGAAGCUCUGGAGGCAUUGGGAAUGGAAUUCGAUGAAAUCGUCUAUCGCCUGAGAGAAAUCGAUGUCGAUUUGGAGUCUCGUUUACCGAAUGUUGCCGAAUCCUAUGUCCAUCCUGCGUUCUCAAAGAUCACCGACAUUAGCCGAUCUCUUUUCAGCAUCAAUGGAGCUUUGAUGAACGAAGCCAAUGUUAAAGCUAGAGAAGCUCAGGAUAGACUGGAUCAAGAUUUGAUGCUGAUCAAAUUCGAUGCGAAUAUUUAUAACAUUCUGAAAACCAAAGAAAUCGAUACGAUGAAGUUGAUUGAAUCCAUUGACGAGUAUCCAGACCGAGCUGUCCAUAUUGAUCAAACAGCGACUGAAUUGUUGAACGUGAUUGGUCCUGUUUUCCAUUCGGUUAGAAAUAGUCUAUCUGGUGAUAAGUACAAACCUGCGAAUCUGCCUGAACUCAGGGCAGCGGUUCUUCAAGCUCUGAGUGAUCUGAAAUUACAAGUUUAUAAGCUCAUCGACCAGUUCGAGAUCGACGAAGAUUUGCAAUUGAUUGUCGAGAACAUGGACGAAGCCAUUAGCCAGAUGACGAGUAUUUUCAGCGGAGUUUUAACCAGCCACGAAGAUCGAGCUAAAUUGCGAAGUUAUAGCAAGUACCUAGAAAAUGAAAAAGAAUUGGGAAAUCAUCGACAAAAUUACUUAAUCGAUGUGGUCAAAACCAAUACAUUAGUGUACGAAUACGAACGAUUAGUCGACAUCUUUAAAAAACUCAUCUCACCAUUUAAUGCACAGACCUUGGAUCCUCCUCCUCUGCUCCCUCUGGGUCAAUCAAUGACCGCAUUCCAGACCUCUUUCGUCGCCAAUGUGAAAAUAUUCGAGUCCAAAUUGGAAUCUUUGCAGCAAAGUUCCAAAAACGAUACAAUCAGCGAAGCCUUUAACAGCUCCAAUCAAAAUGGAGCAUUCUUCUCGUGGAAAAAAGAUAACUACAAAGAGUCUAUUUCGAAAUUAUUAUACGGUAGAGCUGUCGCCUUAAAAGCACCCAACGGUAAUAAAAAUCGCCAAUUUUUGAAAUUCGACGAUAUCAAACUGCGUUUCAAAGCGUCAGAUCCGAAUACUCAGCUAUCUCUGGACGAGGAUAUGCAGAACUUCAACGUGAUCAUGACUCAUACUGGUAACUCUUAUUAUAGUUUAUGCGAUCGAAUCACUCUGAUUAGUCAAGAUGCCACAAGAUUCGUUUAUAACGUUAAUGAAACCGUAACCAGGGUUGAUUCGAAUGAUGCCCAGAUUAAACCUGUCUUGAGUCCGUACACCACGUGGAUCUUCCAGUUGAUCCCAGUCCACGAAAAUGUCACCUUCAGUUCUCUGAUACCGUAUCGAAAAUCUGGUAUUGAUGUGGAACUCGAAGGACACGCCACUUUCUUCAAUAUGCAGAAUAAAACAGUGUGCCAGACAAUUUCUCAUAGCGGUUUCGAAACCAAUCAACCACUUUCGACUCCAGCCUCAUUGAUUCGAAAACGCAGAGAAAUCAAUUCUUCCGAAGGGGUAUUCGACUCAAACCCAUCGAAAUCCUGGAAUCCGUUUAAUUACCUCGUUGGUCGCGAACCCAAUCCGGAAUUUAUCCAGUCUUCCAAUAUCGAGCUUCUGGAAUCCAACGACAACGUACCAAAUCAACCCACCACAUUGUCGCCUUCUCUCAACGUGAACGCUGCUUUAACCCUGGUCGACUUCAUGGUUCGAAAAAUCUUCAAAGUAAAACCUCCUCAGACUAGAGAGAAAUCCGCGAGUGCCGAAGAAGCUCACGUAAUAGCUCUGAACAUCUUGCACAAAUACGAGAACAUGCUGGUCGAGUUAUCAGAUCGUAAAUUAGUUUCGAUGUCUGAUUGGGAACAGCAGGAUCCUGUUGAAAUGAUGAGCCUGUUGGAGAAGUACAUCUUAACUGAAGAUUACUCCAAGAUUAUCGAUUUAUUGAGUCGUUCCGUUACUCUCGAGCCCUCCGUCGAAGGUCAAUUGAGACAGGAGUUAGUUCAAGUUGUGAGCCAAAGUUUGGAUGGGUCUGUUAUUCGGAAUGAGUAUGAGGAUAGUUAUGGUUCUGCUCGUACCGAAGGUGGUCUUUUCGAUGAUUUUACCACCAAUGGUGCGGAUUUGUCGUCGUAUGAUAAUUUCAAUCGGUUGUUGCUAAAUUAGAUUUGGCCCAACGUCAUCUUUUUCAAUGGGGAGUUCACCUUCACAUUACCUGUACCUCCUGUCAAUUUUGGGAAUGAUGGAUGCCAUUGGGUUUUUUAAUCAUUUUGGAUGUAUUUUCCACUCAAUGACGAUUUUGGACCUCAGUCUUCCAAUUUUUUGAGGUGAAUUUCACCUUACUCGUACCACAUGUCAGUUUUGUCAAUGAUGGAUGCCAUUGGUUUUUCAAUUAUCCGGGAUCUAUUUUCUACUCAUGGCGAUUUUGGACCUCAGUCUUCCAGUCCAUAUGUUCAAUACUUACCUACACAUUUUUUAUUCAUUUUUUUUAAAACUCUGAGUGAUUUAUUUUUCUUAAUUUAAUCUACAUACCUAAGUGAUUUGAUAAGCGGAGGCAUUUUUUUUUUAUUCACAAGUAAUUGUAUUUUUUAUUUUUUUAUUGAAAAAAUUUAUCAAUUUUUUUCAUUUCUUUCAUUUUACUAUUUUUUAAUACUUUUUAUUUUAUGAAUGGUUCUAUUUUAUUUUAUUUUUUUACUUUUGUAGGUAAUUUCUAAUGGUUAUUUUUUAUUUUCAUUUUAUCCUAUUUCAUAAUGAUCCUCGUUUCAAACUAUUAAUUUUUUUUACUGCCAUCGAAGUAAAGGAGGAGGGGGGGCUGAUUAGAUUCCACUCUUUAUUCUGAAAAUCCGUCAAAAUGUAGGAGAUGGGCGUCCGUAAACGUGAAGAAAAUCUAAUUCUUCGAUAAAUCGAUUCAAACAUUGGGAAUAACUGCGCCGGAUAAUUUUCUAAAUUUUUUAUAAUUUUGAUUUUUUGAAAACCCAGGUUUGAUGAAAAGUUGAAAAUUGAAUCCGAAUUUUGAAAAAUACUGCAAAUGUGUAGAAGAAAAAGACUCGAAUAUUUUUUAAAAAUAGAGAGGUUUUUAAAAACUCAGUAAAAACCAAUAAACCAUGUUUAAUAUUCUGAAAAGUCGUCAAGGUAUACCUAUCGAAAAAAUACUUUUAAUUCUUUAAAAAUAAUUGAUAAAAAUUCCUUGAAUUUGAUUGAAGUUUUUUUUUUUUAAAUUAUUGAAUGAUGAUUAUUAUUUGAAAUUUUACCCGUUUUUGAUUUGAUCUUGUACUAAUUGCCACAUUGAAGAAAUUUAAACGAAUUUCAACUUGAAUUUUUCAAUUUUAUCGACUUAUAAUUUACUGCCACUUUUUUUGAUGAAUAUUUCAAUGAGAUUGAAUUUUUUUUUUGAAUAUUUUUACUUAUUUUUUUUUAUUAUUAUUUCCAUAGAUUUUAAUAAUUAAUUUUUAUUUUUUAGUGCCAUUAUUUUUUUUAAAUAAAAUAUUUUAAUAAGUUGAAACAAUAUUUUUAAUAAUUUCAUGAAACUUAAUGCAAUUUUCAUUACAUUUUUAUCGAUUGA
This is a messenger RNA of Planococcus citri (citrus mealybug), 6901 nucleotides long. RefSeq lists its product as uncharacterized. The record is from RefSeq and is a predicted model, not a curated record. Lineage: Eukaryota; Metazoa; Arthropoda; Insecta; Hemiptera; Pseudococcidae. The coding region runs from base 1 to 5505 and encodes 1834 amino acids. The transcript has 2 exons.